Molecule: messenger RNA, 501 nt
Organism: Striga hermonthica
Lineage: Eukaryota; Viridiplantae; Streptophyta; Magnoliopsida; Lamiales; Orobanchaceae
Source: the annotation of a GenBank genome assembly
UUGGAACUAAGGAUUCUUGCUCAUCUGGCCAAAUGUGAGAGCAUGUUGGAUGCUUUUAAAGCUGGUGGAGAUUUCCACUCAAGGACUGCUAUGAAUAUGUAUCCACACAUUCUUGCUGCUGUUGAACGAAAAGAAGUGCUUCUCGAGUGGCAUCCUCAAUCUGGUGAAGAUAAGCCUCCAGUGCCUUUGCUAAAGGAUGCGUAUGCUUCUGAAAGAAGGAAAGCAAAGAUGCUAAACUUUUCAAUUGCAUACGGAAAAACUAUCGUGGGACUUGCCCGUGACUGGAAGGUUUCCCGUGAAGAAGCUCAAGAGACAGUUGACCUCUGGUACAGUGACAGACAAGAAGUCCUGAAGUGGCAGGAAGACCGUAAGAAAGAAGCGCGUAAUCGCAACAAGGUCUUCACAUUGCUAGGGAGGGCACGCGACUUCCCAUCACUGAAGAACGCCAGCUCAGCGCAUAGACAUCACAUCGAACGUGCUGCCAUCAAUGCCCCAGUGCAG